This is a messenger RNA of Ziziphus jujuba (common jujube), 714 nucleotides long. RefSeq lists its product as uncharacterized. The coding region runs from base 249 to 548 and encodes 99 amino acids. Gene Ontology annotation, biological process: regulation of mitotic cell cycle spindle assembly checkpoint. Lineage: Eukaryota; Viridiplantae; Streptophyta; Magnoliopsida; Rosales; Rhamnaceae. The transcript is spliced from 2 exons. Gene Ontology annotation, cellular component: anaphase-promoting complex. The record is from RefSeq and is a predicted model, not a curated record.
CAAAUUAUCACUUUGUGUGAGAGAGAGAACAAAAAAGCAAGCUUCUUCUCUUAAUUAAUUAGGAAUUUUAGGAUAAAGAAGUCUGGGAUUUGGGAAAGGUGAAAUUAGGAAUAUGGUAGGUUAGUUGCCAAACUGACCCUCAGCAACUGGGGUUCCUCUACGGCUUGUAGUACGAGCUCUGUUCAGUGGAAGAAGAGGAACUGAGAGAGAGAGAGAGAGAGAGAGAGAGAGAGAGAGACAGAGAAAACAUGUUACAGUUCCCGGGGUUCAUGACUCAGUACCCAUGGUCGACGACGACGAUUCCAACGUCGGUUUUGCUGCCAUCUCAGUGGCCCCAACCCCACAGCGAUGAGCUCCUCCUCGCCAUGGAAGAGUCCGAUUUCGAAGAGAAGUUGAAUGAAAUCAGAAAAACUAAUAGCAACCUGGUUGUGAUUGGGAAAACUACUAUUGACAAUGACAAAGAAGACUAUGAUAAUGAUGCAGAUGACGAUGACGCUGACAAUGCAGAGGAAUCAGAGGGUGAAGAAUUUGAGCAGGAAACUGGUUGAAGAUUCUGAAUACCCCUAAUUCUUUGUAUCCUUAGGAGUUUGGAACCCCAAAAGCCUUCAUGUGGGAUUGAGUUUUUAAUUCAUGUGCACUUGGAUCCUUGUUAUCCCGUGUAAAGGUCAUGCAAAAUUCUCUAAGAAAUUUAUAUAUUCGAAAAUCUUGUUAUUC